AUGCCAAGUCGCGCAGGUUCCCUCCCUACCAUCAUUCUCUCGCCUUUGCUCGCCCACUACGGUGCCGAUGCUAUUAAACACCGUAUCCCAAUUCAAUCAGGAGGAGGAAGAGGAGGUGCCCCCGCCGACGCCAAAAUUCAGAGACUUGGACACGCCGUCAUUAUCUGCACGCUCGUCAGCGAAGGGUUUGAUUCAGAUUCGGAUGAGAACGUAUUGGAUUCGGACGAGGGCGAUUUGGAGGAUGAUGGUUCAGAUAACGAACAGUCGACCGGUGAUGUCGCAGUGGCGGUGCAGCAGUCUAAGGCCGAUUCCGAUGCCGAGAUGUCGGACGGUGUGUCAUGGUCUGAUGAUGCUUUUGACGACGACUCCGAUUUCCUUGAGUCGAAAGACAUUGGGCGUGCCCGGACUCUGGGCAGGAUUCAGCCUCCAGAGCUCUCCUCCAGAGAAUACUCCAACAGCACCUGGAUCACCUUCGUGCCAUUCACAUGGACGCCUUGGCAAGGCUCGACGCUCUGGCGAAAACUCGCCUGA
Coprinopsis cinerea okayama7#130 is the source of this 531-nucleotide messenger RNA. RefSeq lists its product as hypothetical. The coding region runs from base 1 to 531 and encodes 176 amino acids. The transcript has 4 exons. Lineage: Eukaryota; Fungi; Basidiomycota; Agaricomycetes; Agaricales; Psathyrellaceae. The record is from RefSeq and is a predicted model, not a curated record.